This is a messenger RNA of Uncinocarpus reesii 1704, 2265 nucleotides long. RefSeq lists its product as uncharacterized. NCBI's taxonomy places the organism in Eukaryota, Fungi, Ascomycota, Eurotiomycetes, Onygenales, Onygenaceae. Gene Ontology annotation, cellular component: cytoplasm. The record is from RefSeq and is a predicted model, not a curated record. The coding region runs from base 1 to 2265 and encodes 754 amino acids. The transcript is spliced from 6 exons.
AUGGCCGCUCAAUCGAAUCUAGGGCUUAGGGCUAGGGCUCCCAUGCCAAGACUUCAAGCUGACACUCAGUUAACUAGUUCAGGGGGAAAGCUACUCUGUAGUCAGGAGUCGACUGGAAGAAUAUUUACGGCAGUUUGGCUUCGUGAAAUGUCAGUUGGGAAGGAGGAGAAAAUGGGAGAUUCAGUCGCAAGCCAGGGGCGCCCUGGGCGCAUUGCAUUGGGUUAUACCGGAGAAAUAUGCAAAGUCGACCAAUUUCACGUCAUCAAGUAUCCAAGAUCUUGGACCGGUGAAGAGGCCGAGGGAUACAACCUCAUACGCCUAGACCAGAUGGAAGUUGAGCGCCAAAUCUACGAACGUCUGGGACCACAUGAAGGGAUCCUUUCCUACCAUGGGCCUGGCGACGAAACCGGUGCGAUCAAGCUGGCAUACGCAACCCAUGGCGACCUCGAGACCUACAUUCGAGCGCAUGAUAUCCCACCCGAGCAAUUUUGCACCGCUUGGAUUCGAUCGUUGAUCUAUGCUUUCUAUUUUGUUUAUUGCCGCAAAGUACUGUAUUUGUUCACAACGAUUUCCUCAAAAUCGCUGAUUUCGCGAACGGUGCGAUCUUCCCACUCGACGCAGAUAUGGAAUCAAUCUGCGCGCAAGAUCUUUUGUCACGGGCCGAUCUAUUGGGAAUCGGCUGUGUCAUCUACUCAAUCGCCUCUUGGACCGUAUUUACUUAUGACUACUUUGAAGAGAAUCGCUUUCCCAGGCCAGAAGAGGUUCCAGCAACUGAUGGCCUCAUUUAUGCAGAGAUCAUCAACAAGUGUUGGGCAGACCAGUAUGCGAACAUUCAGUCACUAUACAACGAUUUCCAAGAAGUUGAACAUAAACACAGCAAGUCGAACCUAUGAGCAUGUUUCAGGGUCUGGUUUUGUCGUCCCCUCGCUCUUGUAUAUCUCAGUCCAUUACCUGGCAUCGCAUUUGAAGGCGAUAUAUGAUCAGGAUUCACGCCUUGAGUUAUUGACUCGAGGCUACGACCGCGUAAACGUUGUGCCGUUCAAAUCACCAGCGACCAGUGACUCUGGUCAAAACAGUGAAUCAAGAGGUCAUUUGGGCAACUCCAACUGUUUGGCAUCGAGCAUCGAUCGUCUAGAUACAGAUACAGUACUUGUCUUGGUUGAAAUGGAUAUCAAUGAGCUUGAUGAAGACGGCCCGCCGGAGCUGGUUUCUAUCGAGCAGCUUGAUACCUCAGAGAGACCAAAAUCUCCUACGGAUGUUGACCUCCCGCGGGUUCCUAUAACUAUUGUGACAGAGUUCGGAGAUUCUGUUGAUAUUGAGAAGUCGCUUACUGUCAAUCAAGAGGGCCAACAAGUUGAAGAAUGGCUAGAGUUGCCCAAUGGCUGCCUCUGUUGCUCAGUGAGAGACACUGGUGUUAUUGCCAUAGAAUCCCUUAUGAGCCGACGCGGCAGUUUCGACUAUAUACUCUUAGAAACCACCGGACUUGCCGAUCCGGGGAACAUAGCUCCCUUAUUCUGGGUAGACGAUGGACUGGGGAGCUCCAUUUAUCUCGACGGCAUCGUUACCCUAGUAGAUGCAAAGAAUAUUCUCCACCAUCUCGAUCAGCCGGAGCCGCAGGAGGCCCAGGAGUCCCCUGACAACACAGUUUUAACUAUCGCUCAUCUGCAGAUUUCACACGCCGAUGUGAUCAUCUUGAACAAGAGCGACCUCGUUACAGCCGCAGAGCUGGAGCAAGUUAAAAGCCGAAUUACAGGGAUCAACGGCCUAGCAGCGAUCCAUAUAACUGACCACAGCAAAGUGCCGCAGAUUGAAGGAGCAUUGCUCGAACUUCAUGCUUAUGAUAGAUUAGCAACUGUUGACUUUACUGAAAAAGGCCAGAGCCAACUUGACCCGUCCAUCUCCACGUUAUCCUUCACAAUACCCGACAUCCCAGAAUCUAAACUUCCCACUAUUGACAAGUGGCUGCAAUCUAUAUUAUGGGAAUGCCAACUUCCAUCAGGGGCACCCGACAGGCCCUUCGACUUUGAGCUGCAUCGUCUCAAAGCAAUUAUUCGCCUCACUAAGGGAAGCGUCAAAAUCGUCCAAGGCGUCCGGGAUAUAUUUGAAAUCACAGAUUCUGAGACACAGCAAGCUUCGGCUAUCAAGGCGUCGAAAUUCGUUCUGAUUGGUAGAGGACUAGGCAAAACUCCGUCGGUAUGGCGGGAGAGUCUGCUUGAGUUCCUUGGGGACGUUAAGAAAGUAGUCUCAAAGGGGGAUGAUUUUUGA